CCUCUUCAUUGCGCGAGUUGAAGCACUGUCUGUAUCUUGCAUUGUAGCAGUAUUGUAUUGUUCAAAGUUACAAUUCUCACUUCAACCGCCCAUAAUUGAUAAUCAGGGCUCAACGAUCUCUCAAUGACUCGGACGGCCCCAGCCACCAUCCACCAACUAGCCCCAGCCACGAUAAGAGAAGCCACAACAGGCAUAGCGGGUAUCUGCCAGACCAACCCACCAUCUAUCGGUCAGUCACAUCAUCUCACUUCAGCUGCCUUCUUGCUCCCUCUUGCUCCUCUCUGUCUCACUCACUAUCCCUCACCCACUCUCUGACUCCCUCCUCCAAUCCUCAUUAUAUCCUCUUAUGUUUCCCAGAUUCAACGACACAAAAGAUAUCAUGACCAGAAAACUUGUAUACGCUGCCGCCCCAGCUCCAGCUCUAGCUCCAGCUCCAAUGGCAACACAAGCUGCUCUGCCGGCUCGCCCACGAGUCCAAGGCCCAGGAAGCCCAGAGUCAUACGCCGAACCAUUUACCUCGUUCCUGACUGAGAACCCCACCGUAUUCCACACUGUGGACUACUUCACAAAGAAGCUGAUCGAUGCGGGGUAUUCCAAGCUCUCGGAACGCUCGUCUUGGUCAUCGGAGAUUAGGAGGGGAGGCAAAUACUUCCUCGAGAGGAACGGAAGCAGCAUAAUAGCUUUUGCUAUCGGUUCAGACUACAGGAGCGGCGACGGAGUGGCCAUUAUUGCAAGUCACGUCGACGCUCUCACUGCAAGGCUAAAGCCGGUUUCGAAGAAGGACACAAAGGCUGGAUACGAGCAGCUGGGUGUCGCACAGUAUGCGGGUGCGUUGAACUCGACCUGGUGGGACCGUGACCUGGGUGUGGGCGGCAAGAUCCUGGUCAAGAAUCCACAGACUGGGAAGGUAACGCCCAAGCUAGCCAAGCUCGAUUACCCAAUUGCCCGUAUCCCGACUCUUGCACCUCAUUUCGGGUCUGGAAUGACUGGCACCAACAACCGCGAAACCCAAGCUGUCCCGAUCAUUGGUGUUAACAACAGUGAUCUAUUUGGCACAAAGGAAGCGACUGCAUCUAGCACCUUAAACGGGGGAAACUACACCUUUGCGCCGACACAGCCUCCGGCCUUGGUGUCUGCUAUUGCCGCCGCAGCAUCGGUUGACCCGAAGAACAUUGUAAACUGGGAGCUUGAGCUCUUUGACACCCAGCCAGCUCAACUCGGUGGCCUGAACAAGGACUUUAUUUUUGGUGGCCGUAUCGAUGAUAGGCUUUGCUCGUGGUCGGCGAUCGAGGGUUUACUCGCUGCACCGGAGCCGAAGUUUGCUAUCAACCUCGUCGCCCUGUUCGACGAUGAGGAAAUCGGCAGCUUGCUUCGCCAAGGUGCGAAGGGAAACUUCCUACCUGGCACAAUUGAGAGGGUAAGCGAAGUUUUUGCCACAGAGGGCAAGGAGAAGGAUUCCCUCAGCCGUACUUACGCGAACUCGUUCAUGGUGAGUGCGGACGUGACGCACGCCGUCAACCCCAACUUCCUCGGGGAUUACCUCGACCAGCAUGCACCACGCCUGAACAUUGGUGUGGUCGUGUCUGGAGACAGCAACGGACACGUCACGACAGAUGCGGUUAGCACUGCUUUCCUCCAGCGAGUCGCCGAGCUGUCAGAUAGCAAGCUGCAGAUCUUCCAGAUCCGCAACGAUAGCCGCUCAGGUGGCACUGUUGGCCCUAUGCUUUCAUCCGCUAUGGGCGUGAGGGCUAUCGAUGCGGGGAUAGCACAGCUGAGCAUGCACAGCAUUCGCGCAACGACAGGAUCGAAGGAUCCUGGACUCGGAGUUCAGCUGUUCCACGGCUUCUUCAAGCACUUUGAGACGGUGAACAGCGAGUUUGACUUUUAGGGUGCAUCAUAGGGGUUAUUUGACUGAAGAUUUAUACAUGAGAUUAUGGAGCCUGUUGAGCGACGGGUAUGCGGUUCUAGAUUUAGAUGUGCUUGGAGUACCAUAUACAAUCAAUAGUUACCAG
Molecule: messenger RNA, 2012 nt
Organism: Pseudogymnoascus destructans
Lineage: Eukaryota; Fungi; Ascomycota; Leotiomycetes; Thelebolales; Thelebolaceae
Exons: 3
Coding region: 347-1888 (513 amino acids)
Biological process (GO): proteolysis
Cellular component (GO): fungal-type vacuole
Molecular function (GO): metalloaminopeptidase activity; zinc ion binding
Source: RefSeq, a predicted model, not a curated record